GUUCCUUCUAUGUCAAACAUGGCGCACGUCAAAGUGGUUUAAAAUUGGGAUGGACCACCGUCGUCUGUUUCACUGAUGUAUCAUGGCACGAAGAUGACACGCCUGGUUCGGAUAAAUAAGGAGCUCAACGUUAAAACACUAAAAUCAGCAGAACGACAUUUCAACAUACUUUCAUUGUUCUGGCUGGAUGGUCAAUAUUCUAGAUUUUGAGAAAUGAUUGUGACAGGGCAGCAGACUGUGUGGCCAAUGCUUCUGGACUACACACGCGAUGAGUGUCAACGGAUGCUCAGGAAGCUCGAGCUGGAAGCGUACGCUUCUGUGGUUUCGGCUUUCAGGGCUCAAGGGGAGCUCACAAAGGACAAGAAGAAGAUGUUGCAGGAGCUCUGUAAUGUCCUUUGCAUUUCCCUGGAGAGGCACAAAGCUGAGGUACGGCGAGCAGUAAACGACGAGCGACUCAACACCAUUGCAGAUAGAAUCAUCGGCCCAAACACGAUGGCUGAUUGGGCGAUAGAAGGUCGUCGUCUGAUUCCUCUCAUGCCUCGUCUGGUUCCACAAACUGCCUUCACUACCAUAGCAAACAAUGCUGCCAACAUUCAAGCUGCAAAGAAUGCCACCAUGCCACCACCCGCUGCCACUGGGACUAAAGAUGCUCUCACUUCAGUGGGAAACGGGACCACUUCUCCGGUUCCUCAAAGCACUCUGGCCACCACCACCACCACUCGAGUGCCUCGGCCUGUCAACUCUGGAGGUGGCACGCCCACGAAAGCACCUAGCCCUGUGGCUUCUGCCGAGAGUGUCGUCGUUCUUCCCAGUGGAAUGUCCAUUCACAUUAAGGGUGGGCCCGAUGCAUCAGCUGAAGACAAGAGCGCCACAAGAAAACGCAAGCGAUCACUCAGUUUAGAUUCAGUUUCACCUCCGGCCAAAGUUAGCAAUGGUGGCUCAGCACCUAUCGUCACUGCUGCUCCCACCAAGUCUGUGAACGUCCGAUUCACAGUGGCUUCAGAGAAGACCAACAGUACAGUCGCUCCCUGUGCAUCACCCAAGGUGAUUAUUGUCUCCACAGCGGGACAGCCUGCAAUGUCCUCGAGUCUCCUGCACCACUCGACGAGUGUGCCCAUCGUGAAGACAGUCUCGGCAACGGGGUCCAUUGUUCAUCCAGGCCGUUCAUCAACUCUGGGUAGCCUCGGGUCAUUGGCCAGCGCAAUCACCAGCGUCACCUCUAUCGUCACCACUCCUGUGCCAUCUCCAGUAAGCGGAGGGUCUUCGACAGAUGCCACCAGGUUCCGCCCCAGGGCCCUUACUGCAAUGCCAACAUUAAGAACACGAGGACCAGGUGCUUUAGGUGGACCAGGAGCUCCUCAGCUUCCAUCUCCCAACAUUGUGCAUUGUGGGUCUCUACCGACGCAAGGUGGGGCCUAUGGAAAGGCCACCAUAUCCGUUCCUAAGGGAGCUAUCAUGCAGUAUCGUCAAGAAGGCAUGGUAAAGGUUAUUGCUCAAAGCCAGUUGCCAAUCUCAAGCACCAGAGUUAUUCCAAAAUCGCCUGCCGGUGGAGCAGCGGGAAGUGUGACGUCUACGACUGGCUGUGUCUCAUCCCCAAGAGUAUCCACUGUUACUGUCACAGGUAAUAACCAGGCUAGAGUGGUCAACGUCAUCCCUCCAACUCAAGCAGGAGCUAUCCGAGCUCUUAGCCGAAUGCCGGGUGUGACGACAUUGAUGCCGAGGUCCAGUGUCCCCACUCGUGUCGGUGUGGGCCAGGCAGGAUCUCCAAAGCCCAAUGUCAUCGUUGUACACAAGGCUCAGGUGUGGCCCAAGUCUCAGGCACAGCAGCAGGCUACUGCAGUGAGCUCGGCCAAGACAGUGUUGGAUACUCUGAAAGCACAAAGAACUAACAGCACGGUGACAAUCGUGAAGCCGCCGCCCACAGUGUCAAUGGUGGCCUCCUCCCCAGCAAGCACAGAGAUGAAGAAGGUGCACACUCCUUCGGUGCAGCAGAAGAGAAAGCAAGAAGGGAAUGCCAUAGAAAUGCAGUCUGUACAUGCUCCAUCAACAAGCUCGGCUGGACUUGAACUGUCAUCCGUCUCGCAACCUAGGCAAAGUACGCUGCUGGCAGACCUCAUACAAGCAGCUGGCAUCUUGCCAGAUGCGAUAGCGGAGUCAUCGGUCCCACCGGUCGAAAUAGAGGUUGCGAUUGACAGUGUCCCUCUGGAAGAAAGUAUUGUAGUGCUCGAAAGCAACUCUCCAGUUAAAGAAGAAAAGGACGAGGAAAAGCUGACAGAAACAGAUUCAGUCCAGGUCCUACAGAGCCAAGUUUGUGGUCAAGUGGCGGAAUUCCUCGAAAGAGUUGGCAUCGAGAUAAUGUCUCCUGCAUUACCUGAGCCUGUAAGUCACGCGAUUCCGUCGGCCUCGCUCACGUCCAACUCGUCUGAGAAUGCACCAGCCAAAGACACGAACCCUGCAGUAUCUGGAGCAAGUUCAAGCACUGGCAAAACUGGCGCACACGGAGCAAAAAGCACACUCGAAAUCCCAUCCCAGGUCAGACUCGAAAAUCUGCCAGAAAAUGCACCCGAGAUCAUAGCCGUGGUACAGGAAAAGAAUUUGGAAGGAAAUGGAAAACCUGCGGAAAAUUCAGUCGAGGGUCCGGCAGCAAACUUAUCUGAAAGUCAAGGAAGUAAGCACACGCAAAGCCCCGGAGAAGUCUUACCAGUUUCGGUACAAAGUCUACCUGAGGUGGCUGCUGGAAAUCCAGUCGGAAAUCCAACAGAUAAUCCACCACCUAACGAUGGGCAAGACCCACUGGAGGAUUCUGCAGAAAACUCUGGAGGGAAUUCACGAAUGAACGUCGGAGGAAAUCCGUCAGAAGCUGGUGCUAGUGGUAAUGAUGGGUCUUCUACGUUCAAGUCUCCUGCAGAUGAAAAGCCUGGUGACAGCAACAGUUCAGACGAUGAUGAUGAUGAUGAUGAUGACUCAGCCUCUGGUACAAUGACUGUGAGAGAGCAGAAAGAACACUCUGAAAGCAUGGCAGAGGGUCCACCAACUGUUGAGAAGGCAUCGGCACAGGUUUCCUCGCAAGAAGUCGUGGGAACUUUUCGAGAGGGCAGUGGACAGGUAUUGCAAGAAAGGAGCUCACUGCCCCACAAACAAGAAAGUUCAGCAGCUGUAACAACGGGACAAAUCCAAUCAUUGUCCUCAGCUGAAGGAACUGCUGGGGUGCCUUGUGAUCAUGCUAAUGUUUCACAGAGGGAUAAUCAAGCGGGGCCCUCUGGCAAUGUUGCAGCAAGACCGUCACAUAGCCAAGAAGCUGGUUCAUUGCCCGACGAUCAUGCAGCGUCGACCGCGAACCAGUUGGGUACGAAUAGCACGGGUACCUCCCGUGAAGUGCCAUGGAGCGAUGAACCGGCAUGUACGUCUCGCCCUUCACCUAGUAGCGAACCAUCCACUGCUGAGAGACGGGACGGUUCCGAUGAUGACUCGUCUGGGCCCUCGGACACCCAAGACUCUAUCUCAAGUUCAUCUUUUCUUCCGACAUUUUUCCGCAAUCCCGAAGAACAGUCGGCCAUAAUUAGUUCUUCUAAUGAACACGCGCAGCGAGAAGCUCUGCAGUCGAGAUCGCUUUCCGAUGUCAGUAGCUCGACGUGUACACCAGCAUUUAUAAACAUCGCUACGCCGUCGUGCGCGCCAUCAAAUCAUUCCACGGUCUCAACGGGAGACCUUCCAACAGUGCUGAAUCAAAGCCUUCCGGAUCAGACAAAUGAAGAUACUGCUGUAUUGCUACAUGACAACAGGCAGAAUGUGACAUCUGCAGAGCACGAAGCAGACGCGUGCGACAACUUAGUUUCAUCACCGACUCCCGGAGUCUACGAAGGGACGGUGGACAUCCAGAGCGAAGUGGCAAAUAGUAGCGCCGACCAGAGAGUGCCAGAGUUGGAUAGCGGAGAAACUGAGGCUGAAGACUACGGCGAAGUCAGUUCGGCAGAUGUGGCGGAACGCGGGGAUGAAGUGAGCUCUGCGGAACAAGAUGUCAGUUCGGCUCAGAAUGGUCAGGAAGAUGGUCCAGCAGAGGCUUCGGGAAGGGAAGACCUGGACGAUAAUGAGGCUGGACCAUUGGUUCCCGAGCUGUCUGCCGAUGGGGAGGUGAGCACCGCUGAAGGUGAAUCGGACGAACUGGUGGAGAUCACUUGUUCUAGUGUGGAAGACCCACUGGUGCUCCGGCAUUCAGACAGCGUUGAAGGGAGGCCUUCAUCUGUGUCUAGCACUGAGGAAGCUAAUUUCUUGGGUGCAGUUGAGGUAGACUCGCAGGAGGCCUCGUCGGACAACCAAGUUUUCAACGACGUCGGCACAAGCUGCAGCACCAUCUGCGACCGACUUGCAGCGCAGCAAACGGAAGAAGACGACGCACUGUUCACGGGAGUAGAGUCUUCCCGUGACGUUCUCUCUCACGAGGACGCUAUGCAAGACUCUGCUGAGGGUGGAGCCUCACUGGACCAACCCAGUCAAUCCGAGGUGGCACAGGGUUCUUCGGCUGCUCCUGUCGAAUCCAUGGAGGAGCUUCAUGAUGAGGGGCAGGUCUAUGAGUUGCUCAUCUGCGAUUCAGAAAAUGGAGAGGGUCUCACUUCCGUGAUGGUUGAUUCCGUGUCGAGUACUGUCUUUGGUGUCCAGCACCCAUCUCCGACCUACCACCUGCUGUCACUGCCAUCCAGCUCCACAUCUGCUCAAGGGACGUCAUCGUCGCUCGUCCCAUCAGAAUUGUCUCCUGUAGCGGUGAGACUGGAGUCGAGUUGUGCGGAAGAAACGUCUGGACCAACAGUGGCCGACUCCUCUGCUCAUCUCACAGCAGCUCACAUUUCUGAAGCUUCUCGACUGGUCGUCCAAGAAGCUUCUGGGAACAAUCCGUCGGAUGGCAGUGAAACGUUUCACAUGGAAACGUCAGCAUCCUCUUCCUCUGCUUGUGAACUGAUACUCGUCGGCGCUCCUCCGGUAGCCGCCUCGGAGAUUGUGAUUGCGGUCGACGACGACGACGACGGAUACGAGCCGACCGAGUCUUCGGAUCAUCAUGGUGCAAUAGUUCUGGAAGAAGUAUCUUCCGUAAACUCUUCCGCUGUCACAUCUUCUGCCGUUUCUCCGCUGCGGACUACAGACGGGUUUGAAAUGAUGCCAGCUUCGACGUUUGUGUUAAGCAGUGAUGUGGACUCUGCGGGACGUGUUUCCAACCUUUCGGACGUGGCCGUUGUUGUAAGCGGCUCUGCGACGGACACGGAAGUUGUAGAGUUAACGGUGACGUCGUCUGCUACGGUUACGACGGUGCACCCGACAGACGCUGGGAACUUCUCAGAGUCCCAGCCAAGUACGUCGAGAGGAACUGGAGCUCCGACGAAACGGAAAAGACGUGCAGGUUUGUUGGGUGAAGGUUUGUCGGAAGGUGUGCAGAUGUCGGUUCAUGUCUCGGGUUGGGUGAGGUUGGCAUCGGGACUUCUGGAAAGGGUGUGUAAGUACAAAGGCAGCGGACGAGGAAAGGGACUUCCGCCUCCAGCACAGUGGUUCUUGCUACCGGUGGACUGUGACGAUGCACCAGGGUACUAUGAUGUGAUCAGCAGGCCAAUGGACUUUUCAACGAUACGGAAAAAGCUAGAGAGUGGCCAGUACAGAGACCUGACUGAAUUUCACGAAGACAUGAUGCUCGUGAAAAGUAACUGUGAGACAUACAAUCCUCAAGACCAUGAUGCGCGCCGGGACUGCCAAGAGAUCUUUGCAUUCUACCUUCAGGAGUAUACUGCCCUGUUAGAAAAACUGCAAAAGAGUCACCUGUUUUCAUCUCCAAAAAGGCCGAAGCAGAGCUGAGACAUCACAACAUUGUACAGUUCAUUCUCAUCAGAAAAUGUCACAUGUAACAUGACUUCCAUCAUCAGGAGCUAGGGUCAUAGCAGGUUGCAUGUUGUGUGCAUGCAUCUGCCAUGAUAUCUCAGAUAGACACAGUUGGUGUUAAUUCUCAUGGUUCAUGAGGAUAUAGAUCAAAGUAUGGAGGGGUUCCUGUUAAUCGACUUGUCUUGAUAUGUCUCACGGUUCUUCAGUCUGAGGACAGCAAUUCUAGACUCACUCUAAUCCUCACCUAACCUUGCCACACAAAUCACUGCAGAUGGAUAACUGUGUAACUCAGCAACAUAUCCUUGAAUGAAUAUUUACGUUAUAGGAUUAACUAAAUGCUCCAUUUAAGUGUUUUAAUCUGUCCAUCUAAGUUUUAGCAGUAAAUUCAAAAUCACACUCGCUGAACUACUGCAUAUUUCGGCACUUCAAAAGGGAAAUGGCAACUAGUGGUCCAGAAACAAAUUAUGAAUAGUUAGCCUAACCAAGUUGGAAAUCAUUACCUAUAUUUUUUGCAGACAGGUAGCCUAGAAAUACCAUGCACAUUACGUACUUUGUAGUGGCAAGGACCCUAAUGGGCGCAUAUUAAGAUCAGGAUAUAUAAAAAAAUAUUAGUUUUGGGAAAGAACUUGUAGGAGAAGAUGACAAACUUGUUUAGGUCUGUAAAAGGUCGGUGCUGCUCUUCGGUGUCAUCAGUGUUCAUUUGGUGUACCGACAAAUUUAUUACGUCAACUUUCACAUAAUCAGCCUUCAACCGCGUUGUUGUGCUGUGCGUAGUGUUUCACGAUGAAGCACCCCAUCUGUUCAAACAUAAGGUGAUGUUUCGUGAUUCAUGAUCCGUCCGGUCAGAUAUCAAGUAGGUUGUGAGCUGUGGAAACCCGACAUUUCUUAUUGCUUCUGAUUUGAAAAGAGACUCAUUAGAUGUUUCGUCUUCUUCUUUCUGCCAGGGUUAACAUCAACUGUGACUACAGCAUUGUACAUAUUUCUGCCGCAUUGCCUUCUAUUUUUUGAACAUCCAAGCGCACAUCGGUCAUGCCCUCCUUGUUGUAAUAUAACGACUCGCUGUGUGCUUCGAGUGACACGUUGGCAAACGCUGUAAAGAUUGUUUUGAUAGGCCUAAUGGAGAUAAAACCAUUAAAGUUUGAAGAGGUGA
Molecule: messenger RNA, 7009 nt
Organism: Ornithodoros turicata
Lineage: Eukaryota; Metazoa; Arthropoda; Arachnida; Ixodida; Argasidae
Product: mucin-22-like
Exons: 23
Coding region: 214-5835 (1873 amino acids)
Biological process (GO): regulation of DNA-templated transcription
Cellular component (GO): nucleoplasm
Molecular function (GO): protein binding
Source: RefSeq, a predicted model, not a curated record